Nerophis lumbriciformis (worm pipefish) is the source of this 3440-nucleotide messenger RNA. Its product is annotated as protein phosphatase 3 catalytic subunit alpha-like. NCBI's taxonomy places the organism in Eukaryota, Metazoa, Chordata, Actinopteri, Syngnathiformes, Syngnathidae. The record is from RefSeq and is a predicted model, not a curated record. Gene Ontology annotation, molecular function: calmodulin-dependent protein phosphatase activity. Gene Ontology annotation, biological process: calcineurin-mediated signaling.
CCCCAGCAUCCAGCAGCCAUCCAUCCGUGCCUGGGAAGCAGCACCAAGUCCUGCCCGGGCGCGCAGCACCGACCCACGGCGGAGGAGGGAGACGAGCAGGAGAGGGGAGGGGACGCAUCCUCAGCAUCCGAGUGAUGCCACAGCGCCCACACUGCAUUUGGAGCAGCAGCCCUGAGAGUUCAUCUGUCUAAAGUGGCUUCUGCUUACGGAGAGGACGCCUUUCCAGCCUCGACGACCGCAGCAAACUGCCCAUGAAGAUGUCCAACGCUGACAUCGUCCUGAACGCCGCCGAUCGGGUGGUCAAAUCUGUCCCCUUCCCCUUAAGCCACCGUCUGACCAUGAAGGAAGUGUUCGACUGCGAAGCAAAGCCUCGAGUGGAUCUCCUAAAGGCCCACCUCACCAAAGAAGGUCGCGUGGAGGAAGCCGUGGCGUUGAGAAUCAUCAACGAAGGGGCGGCGAUCCUUCGCCAGGAGAAAACUAUACUGGACAUCGAGGCGCCAGUCACAGUAUGCGGGGACAUCCACGGGCAGUUCUUUGACCUGAUGAAGCUUUUCGAAGUGGGAGGAUCACCAGCCACAACACGCUACCUGUUCCUGGGGGACUAUGUGGACCGUGGCUACUUCAGUAUUGAGUGUGUUUUAUAUCUUUGGUCGCUGAAAAUCCUCUAUCCAAAGACACUAUUUUUACUGCGUGGAAAUCAUGAAUGUAGACAUUUGACAGAAUAUUUCACCUUCAAACAAGAAUGUAAAAUCAAAUAUUCGGAGCAGGUGUACGACUCGUGUAUGGAUGCGUUUGACUGCCUUCCUCUGGCUGCGCUCAUGAACCAGCAGUUUCUGUGUGUCCACGGCGGACUCUCACCCGAAAUACACACCUUAGACGAUAUUAAAAAGUUGGAUCGGUUUAAGGAGCCGCCGGCUUUCGGGCCCAUGUGCGACCUGCUUUGGUCGGAUCCUCUGGAGGACUUUGGCAAUGAGAAAACCCAGGAAUAUUUCGGCCACAACACAGUGCGAGGUUGCUCCUACUUUUACAGUUAUCCAGCUGUGUGUGAGUUCCUACAGAGCAAUAACCUAUUAUCAAUAAUCCGAGCGCAUGAGGCACAAGAUGCAGGUUACCGGAUGUAUCGCAAAAGUCAGACCACAGGAUUCCCUUCCCUCAUUACCAUCUUCUCUGCACCAAACUACUUGGAUGUUUACAACAACAAAGCUGCCGUACUCAAAUAUGAGAACAACGUCAUGAACAUCCGACAGUUCAACUGCUCGCCUCAUCCCUACUGGCUGCCCAACUUCAUGGACGUCUUCACCUGGUCACUGCCCUUUGUUGGAGAGAAAGUCACAGAGAUGCUGGUGAAUGUGUUGAGUAUAUGCUCCGACGACGAGCUAAUGAACGAUGAAGAUGAGAUAUUCGACGCCAAUGCAGCAGCAGCACGCAAGGAGGUGAUCCGAAACAAGAUCCGCGCUAUCGGGAAAAUGGCCAAAAUGUUCUCAGUUCUCAGAGAGGAGAGUGAAAAUGUGUUGACGCUCAAGGGCCUAACGCCCACUGGCAUGCUGCCGAGCGGGGUUCUCUCUGGGGGCAAACAGACGCUGCAGAGUGCCACCAUUGAGGCCAUUGAAGCCAUCGAGACGCAUGAUGAGGACAGAGAAGCCAUCCGUGGCUUUUCCCCGCAGCAUAAGAUCACCAGUUUCGAGGAAGCCAAGGGUCUGGACCGCAUCAACGAGCGCAUGCCCCCUCGCAAGGACGGCGUCAACCACGUGGGUCACUCGAUGGGAAAGAUGAAUAUGUCCGAGGCGAACGGCACGGAUGACAACAGCAACAUCCAGUGAGCCUCGGUUGGUGGUAGUUGUGGUGGAGGUAGUGGGGCAGCAGCAACUUUUGCAGGUGUUGCCCGUGCAGUGAGACAUUGCCAAAUCGGAAAUUCAGGCCUCAGAACAAAGAAACACAAACGGGCCCACAGCAGAUAGACAGAGGGGGAAAUCUGCAGCUAAUGUAAAAGGAGCCGAACGGUCAUUUGUUUGGUGACAGCAUGUCGUUGCACAGGUGGAGCAAGCUGGGGGCUGCGGUGUGCGUCAAAGUAGUGUCUGUUACCUCCCUCUGCUCUAUUACAGACUCUGUUCGACCUUGACGGAAGACAUAAUUGCAGUAUCCAUGCCAUGCUGAUUAUUUUACUCUUUUUUUUUUUUUAAGUGCUUAUAACGAGCUACUCACAAACUCACAGCUCGAGGAUAUCAGUCUCGUUUUCAGACUAUUAAAACAAUCUCACAACACCUUAGGAUGGGCGGGGGGAGCAAAAUAAAUGUGUUAGCAGUGUGGCAGCAUAGAGCGUUAUCUGGCAAGGAACCAUAUUUGGUUACUUCACACUGGAUUCGUCACUAUGAGGCAGUGGCACCAGCAUAUCAACAAUGACAACUGAUAAUUACUAAUCAUGGAGACUUUAUAAAUACUGUAUGCAGUGUGGGUUUAGUGCUUUUUCCAGCAAGGAACCCAAUUUGGUUACUUCCGAAUAGAUCCCCUCUCAAUAAACUAAAACUCAAACUUUCAGAAAUAAUGUCUGAACUGUAGUUGUAGCAUUUUACCCGGCAACCAAAUUUGGUUAUUUCAUACCUCAGUCAAUUGAGCGAUGGAAUUACAGUCAAACCUUGAUUUUCGUUUGCAAUCUUUUCCAAAAGUCAGACCAAAAACUAAGCAGUUUUUCCCACAGAAAAUAUUGUAAAUCCAUCCAUCCAUCCAUUUUCUACCGCUUGUCCCUUACAACCCAUCUCAGCUGCAUUUGGGCUGAAGGCGGGAUACACCCUGGACAAGUCGCCACCUCAUCGCAAAUAAUGUAAAUCCAAUUAAUUCAUUUCAGACACCCAAAAACAUUUUUAAAAAUAAUUAUGCUAGAUGCAGAAAACCAUGUGAAAUAAAAAAUAAAAUGGAUAAAUUAACAAUUUACAUCACUUUUGACAAGUCCUGUUUUCGUGAAGCUGGCACCUCUGUACUUAAUAGUGUUUGUCACCUUUUUCAAUUAAAGACCUGGGACUCGCAACUUUCUUUGGCCACGUCGCAGUCAAUAAAUAAAGCUGAGAGUCUGAUUGAGACAUCAAGCCGUGAGUGUACUUAUUUGGGCAAUUGGUUUCGCAGAACGAUACACUCGCUAAAUACCUCGCGCUAAACAGCGUGUGCAAUCUCUAAAACAGCGUGUACUAUUAAUGGGCGUGUUGCGUGGUAUUUACUUAGACUGCGUCUGCAAUUGAAAAGUUGUGCAGACCGCCUUAUUUAAAUAAGCAUUUUGCGUGUACCAUACUAGGCCUCACCACGGAGACACUGUCAUUUACUGCACUUUUAUAAGCAGUCCUGCAAUGCAUCGACAACGACACCACUUUAUUUAUUUAUUUUUUACAGCUGAAGGUGUACUCAUUGAGGAGAGGCUGCACUUACUCCUCCUGUAGAGAUGAAAAAAAAAU